Oncorhynchus kisutch (coho salmon) is the source of this 1649-nucleotide messenger RNA. RefSeq names its product SWI/SNF-related matrix-associated actin-dependent regulator of chromatin subfamily E member 1-related-like. Gene Ontology annotation, cellular component: nucleus. The transcript is spliced from 8 exons. Bases 382 to 1296 code for a protein of 304 amino acids. Gene Ontology annotation, biological process: regulation of gene expression. The record is from RefSeq and is a predicted model, not a curated record. Lineage: Eukaryota; Metazoa; Chordata; Actinopteri; Salmoniformes; Salmonidae.
CCCUACUGUACUGACCGUUUUCCCGUUGUCCGUCCCAUCGAUGUUUGCUAGCCAACUAUUUAUUUAGCUAGCUAGUUAACCUUACAUUAGCUCGCUUUAUCAGAGCGAACACUAACGUCAGUUUAUCAGAAACGUGUCAUGAUCACGCCCGAACAGUUGGAAAGAUGAUUGCAGACGACAGUUUUCGCUUUUACAUACUACUCUCUGUCCUGUAACGUUAGCUAACUAGCUAGCAAAUAUUUAUAAUGACAAACAUAUGUGAUAGUCCCUGUCUCUCAUACUCAUUGAGCGUGUCAGAUGAAAAUGGUUGAGUAUAAAGUACUAGUGUCUUUCUAAUCCUAUGUAUCCCACUUGCAUAUAAUUCACUGGGAUAAGGAUAUCAUGGGAGGUGUGAAGCAGGAGCAGAAUGAUGGACCACCACCAAGAGGCAUGCCGUCCUCUGAUGCAGCACACGAAGAGCAUAUCCGUUCUCUUUCUGUACAGCCUGUGAAGAAGAGGGGUUGGCCAAAGGGUAAGAAGAGAAAGAAGGUUUUGCCCAACGGUCCCAAGGCACCAGUGACUGGAUAUGUGCGCUUUCUGAAUGAACGACGAGAGCAGAUCCGUGCCAAGUACCCUGACCUGCCCUUUCCAGAAAUUACCAAGAGGUUGGGCGCAGAGUGGAGCUGCUUAGCACCUAAUGACAAACAGCGCUUCCUGGAUGAGGCGGAGCGAGAAAAGCUGCAGUAUGCCCGGGAGCUGAGAGAAUACCAACAGAGUGAGGCCUAUCAGAUCACCAGUGCCAAGAUCCAGGACAAGAAGGUCAAGAGAGAGGAGUCUCCAUCUGUCAUUAUCAAUGCCAACAGUUCUGGAUCAGCUGCUCUGAAGGGUUCAGACUACCUGUCCAACAGAUUUGAUGUUCCAAUAUUCACAGAGGAGUUCCUGGACCAGAACAAGGCCCGGGAAGCAGAGCUGCGGCGUCUACGCAAAGCCAACGUUGAGUUUGAGGAGCAGAACGCCGUGCUGCAGAAGCACAUAGCAGACAUGUACAGCGCCAAAGAGAGGCUUGAAGCUGAACUGGGGCAGGAUGAGCUCCGGACGCAGGCCUUACACAGGCACCUGCUGGCCAUCAAACACACCCUCGUCAGCAGUCUGUCCACCGUGGCCCUGCCAGGCACAGGUGAGACCCCCUCUCUUGGUACCCUGGACUCUUACCUGAGUCGCCUGAGUGGUACUCUGGAGAGCAACCCUCAUGAGCACCGUGCCUUGCUGACUCAGCUUCGCGAUGUCCUUUCUCACCUGGACAGUGAGAAGCUAUGAUGGGACCUCCACACCCAUUCUGACUUGAUGUGGAUCCUGGAUGGUAUAACAACAGGUCAUAUCGGUGCCCUUCAGUGUAGUCAUGGGAUAGAUAGGAUGUCUUUCUGAUGUAACAGACAAAUUACAAACUGAUAAAACACAAGGCUUAGUCUAUAUAGCAUUACUCUGUGGUAUACAGAGUAAUAUAUAAAUGGAUUAAAUAAAUAGAAUUCCUCAGCAAUCCCCACACCCCCUAAUUGCAAGGUGAGGUUCUAGAAUUUUUUGCAAAUGUAUAUAAAAAAAAGAUACCUUAUUUACAUAUGUAUUCAGACCCUUUGCUAUGAGACUUGAAAUUGAGCUCCGGUUUUUCCUGU